Molecule: messenger RNA, 1862 nt
Organism: Rana temporaria (common frog)
Lineage: Eukaryota; Metazoa; Chordata; Amphibia; Anura; Ranidae
Gene: PTGES3L
Product: prostaglandin E synthase 3 like
Exons: 7
Coding region: 98-580 (160 amino acids)
Biological process (GO): chaperone-mediated protein complex assembly; protein folding
Cellular component (GO): nucleus; cytosol
Molecular function (GO): Hsp90 protein binding; protein-folding chaperone binding
Source: RefSeq, a predicted model, not a curated record
UGAACCAUCUUUAGAUUUGCAAAGGGAACUGGCAGCUUCCAUUAGUCUCUGCAGUUAAACUAACGCUAGGAGCACAUUGCUUGGCUUUCACAGAAAUAUGAGACAACAUGCAAAAGUGUUGUGGUAUGACCGAGCAAGGUAUGUCUUCUUGGAAUUCUGCGUAGAAAACAGUCGAGAUGUCAAGGUGGAAAUUGAAAGCAAUAAAGUUAUUUUCAGCUGUUUAAAUGAAGAUAAUGUUCAAAUGUACAAUGAAAUUGAGUUAUUCGACAAAAUACAACCAAAGGAUUCUAGGGAGAAACAAUCGGAUCGAUCAAUUACUUGCUUCCUGAGGAAGUGGAAGGAAAAAGUGGCUUGGCCAAGGCUGACCAAGGACAACAACAAGCCUGCCUGGUUGCAUGUUGAUUUUGAUAACUGGAGAGACUGGGAUGCAGAAGAGGAAGGAGAGAUGGCACUAGCAGAGCACUAUUUGGACCUGAUCAACAGCGUCAAAGACAAUGGUGCACCUCCAAGUAUGGAUGAUCUGGAUGAUUUAGAUAUUCUUCAUUUAAGCAAGAUCACAGAGAAGACAAUAUUUGGCUGACUGGGUUUAUGUUUUUAUUUUUGACACCUUUUUGUUUGUAAUAAUUUUUUUUUUUUUUUUUUUAUAUCUAGUACACUUAUUUCAUAAAUAUAUGUUUUAUGCUUUGUCAAUAAAUACAUAACAAAAGUGGUCAAUAAUGGUGUGGACAGUUUAGUCGAAAAGAAGGAAUAAGUUACAAAACAAGUCUAAAGUAAACGUAGAUGGGUUAUUCACAUAAGUGAGAAUAUUAGAAGCUUUAGCAUAUGCUGACUUUUUAACCCUGAUAAAAGAAAUUUACUUUUAGUAUUUACAUUCUUUUUCUACAUGUGUCCUUGUCCAUACUGUGCAAAAGUUUUAAGCAGCUGUGAAGAAAUGCUGUUAGAAUGCUUUUAAAAAUAUGUUUUAUUAAUUAUUGUUUAUCAAUUUAGAAAAUGCGGUGAAGGUGAAGAAAAAUCUAAAUCAAAUCAAAAUUUGGUGCGACUACCCUUUGGCUUCAAAUCAGCAUUACUUUUCACGCUUGCAUACUUUGUACACUUGCACAAAGUCAGGGAUUUUGUAGGAUUAGGGUCAGGUGUAUGAUUAAGAGAAUCCAGGAUUAGUACCUGCUUGUUAUAAUUAUACAAAGCUGGUGCCAAUGAUUAUCAAUUUCAUAUGUAAGGUAACUUCUUAUUAGUACAAAAUUUGUGCAUUCUUUACUGGAAUAUUUAUGAAAACAAAAAAACAUUGAUUUACUAUGAUUUUAUUUGUGUAAUCAGAUUAUUACUCCAUGCAUAAUUUCCGGUCUUUUUUCCCUUUUUUUGGUGUUUAGUUAUGUGCAUCAUCCAAUUUUAAAUGUGUCUCCUCAUUGUAUGUGUCUUAUUCCGCCUCAUGCUUGCACAGACUGCCUCUUCCUGUUUCCCCAAUUGGUGUCUUAUUUUGCUUAUCAGUUUAGUCUGUCCCCAAGCUCGGCAUCUCCUGGAUUCUCUUAUGUAUAAUCAUUAGGGGUGCGGUUUGAGGCUUUCCAGUGCUAGGAGGGGCCAGGAGGGUCGUUGGUUGUAGGUGAACAUGCUUGUAAAAGAGAGGUUACCAUCUUGAAACGUGUAGCCAUGACCCCUUCCAUACAUCUGACAUCAUCCUAGCACUUCCCACGUUUUCAAACUGGCUCUGAUGUUGCUGUAGCUUUUUAUGCUGCUGUUGACUUUACUCCACACUCUUGGAUUCCUGAGAUGACUUUUCUUGGUUUAUGAUAUGCCUUUCAUCCUACUAAAUGUGAGUGCAUUAUUUACUGUUUUAAUUAAUAAAGACUAACUUGCUGCCCUUAGAA